Bombina bombina (fire-bellied toad) is the source of this 4934-nucleotide messenger RNA. RefSeq names its product NPC intracellular cholesterol transporter 1 (gene NPC1). The record is from RefSeq and is a predicted model, not a curated record. Gene Ontology annotation, cellular component: membrane. The transcript has 25 exons. Gene Ontology annotation, molecular function: lipid carrier activity. NCBI's taxonomy places the organism in Eukaryota, Metazoa, Chordata, Amphibia, Anura, Bombinatoridae. Bases 341 to 4189 code for a protein of 1282 amino acids.
GGGAGCGGCUUCCUGUAUUCACCCCAUACUGGUUACUGCCUAUUGGUGGAGCACUAUAAUUUCUGGCACUCACUUACUGGGAUAGACGUGCACUUCACUGGUUAUUGCUCACACGGACAGCAGUCACUUUAUACUGGGACAGCUCGUUAUCACGUACUCUGUAGGAUAGGACUGUACUUAUUCUUUACUGGGAGAGAACGACAGCACCAAGCAACCCUACCUUUGCUAUAGGACUAGAGCUCAGUGCCCUAACUUAUAGAGACAGGACUGCAACUCUUGGCACUUACCUACACUAGUUAGUGAUCAUUGUGACGGGGGCUGGAUAUCUCUGCACUACAAGAUGAUCAUAAGCUUCAAGAUCUCGUUUUUUGUGAUCCUCUUGGUAUCGGUGUACCUCCCUAGAAAGGUGUCUUCCCAAAACUGUGUCUGGUAUGGAGAGUGCGGUGAAGAUAAACAGGGCAAGAAGUUCAACUGCCCAUAUUCUGGGCCACCGAUACCCUUACCUGAGGAUGGUCACGAGCUGCUCCAGCAACUAUGUCCAACUCUGGAUUAUGGCAACAUCAGUGUUUGCUGUGACACUCAGCAGCUGAAAACCCUAAAUGACAAACUGCAGCUCCCCUUGCAGUUUCUGUCCAGGUGUCCAUCUUGUUUUUUUAAUUUGAUGACUCUGUUUUGCGAGCUGACAUGUAGUCCACGUCAGUCAGAGUUUCUAAAUGUUACAGAAACGAACUACACAAGUCCUGAGCCACGUAGCUCAAAUGAAAGUAUCACUGCCAUGGAAUAUUACAUAGGACAGACAUUUGCUGAUGCAAUGUUCAAUGCCUGCAAGGAUGUGGAAGCCCCGUCAAGCAAUGUGAAAGCUUUGGGCAUAAUGUGUGGGAAGAAUGUUGAAGAUUGUAAUGCCACCAAUUGGAUCCAGUACAUGUUUAACAAAGAUAAUGGACAGAUUCCUUUCACCAUCACUCCCAUUUUCUCAGAUGCCCCUUAUCUUCAGAUGGAUCCCAUGAACAAUGCAACCAAAGGUUGCAAUGAGUCAAUAGAAGAGGAUGGUGCCCCGUGUAGUUGUCAGGACUGCACUCUGGUCUGUGGUACUCCACCCCAACCACCUCCACCUCCAGUGCCGUGGGUUAUUUUAGGCAUGGAUGCUAUGGCUGUCAUCAUGUGGAUAGUCUAUGUUUCAUUCUUACUUCUCUUUUCUGCAUUAGUCAUUGGAUCUUGGUGUUACAGGAAAAAACAUAUUGUCUCAGAAUAUGCACCUAUCGACAGCAAUUUAGCCUAUUCUGUCAAUUCCUCUCCUAUUACAGGGGAGCCUUCGUGCUGUGACAAACUUGGUGAAUGGCUGGAAAGUGGCCUGCGUGUUGCUUUUACUAGAUGGGGCUCAUUCUGUGUCCGUAAUCCAUGGAUUGUUGUCUUCUUCUCUGUUGUUUUUAUUGCGGUUUGCUGCUCGGGGCUAAAGUAUAUGAAGAUCACUACAGACCCAGUGGAAUUGUGGUCUUCUCCAUACAGCGAAGCUCGUCAAGAGAAAGACUACUUUGACACACAUUUUGGGCCAUUCUUCCGCACAGAGCAGCUGAUCAUCACUGCACCAUAUACCAGGCCAGAUUCAUAUAAACCUUAUCCGUCUGGGAGUAUUAUCCCUUUUGGGCCACCUCUGUCGUUGAACAUUCUGAUCUGGGUUUUGGAUUUGCAGAAUGCUAUUGAGAACUUAACUGCUACUUAUAAUAAUGAAACUGUAAUGCUUAAAGACAUCUGCCUGGCUCCUCUAGCACCAUACAACAACAACUGCACAAUUCUCAGUGUGCUCAACUAUUUCCAGAACAGCUACUCUGUCCUAAAUCAUACUGAAUGGGAUGAAGAUCAUUUCUUUAUUACUGCAGAUUAUCACACUCACUUUCUGUACUGUGUUCAGUCUCCAGCAUCUCUGAAUGAUACAACACCUCUGCAUGACCCCUGUUUAGGAACCUUUGGUGGGCCCAUAUUUCCUUGGCUGGUGCUAGGUGGCUAUGAUGGUGAAAACUAUAGCAAUGCAACAGCACUUGUGAUUACGAUCCCUGUCCAAAAUUAUCAUAACGACACAGAAAAAAUAAACAAAGCAAAGGCCUGGGAAAAAGAGUUUAUCACAUUUGUGAAGAAUUACCACCAUCAAAACUUAUCCAUUUCAUUCUCUGCUGAGAGGAGCAUUGAGGAUGAACUUAAUCGUGAAAGCAACAGCGACGUAACUACAGUCAUUAUCAGCUAUGCUGCUAUGUUUGUCUACAUCUCAUUGGCUUUGGGUCAUAUCAGGCACUGCAGCAGCAUCUUGGUGGAUUCCAAGAUCUCAUUGGGCAUUGCAGGCAUCUUGAUUGUGCUCAGUUCUGUAGCCUGUUCUUUGGGCAUCUUCAGUUAUGCUGGAGUCCCCUUGACUCUCAUUGUCAUUGAGGUUAUCCCAUUUUUGGUUCUUGCUGUCGGAGUAGACAACAUAUUUAUUAUGGUGCAAACGUUACAGCGUGAUGAGCGUCUUCAUGAUGAAACACUGGACCAGCAGAUUGGCAGAGUCUUGGGUGAUGUGGCUCCCAGCAUGUUUUUGUCAUCCUUCUCUGAAACAGUAGCCUUCUUCUUAGGGGCAUUAUCGACCAUGCCAGCUGUACGGACCUUUUCUCUCUUUGCUGGAAUGGCUGUGUUCCUGGACUUCCUUCUUCAAAUUACCUGCUUUGUCAGCCUACUGGGAUUGGACAUAAGACGCCAAGAGAAAAAUCGUUUGGAUAUUCUCUGCUGUGUGCCAGGAUGUAAGAGAAACAGAGGGGCUGAACAAUCAAACAGUUUCCUGUUUUUGUUCUUCAAAAAGCUGUAUGCGCCAUUACUGAUGAAAGAUUGGAUGAGGCCUUUAGUGAUAUCUCUGUUUGUGGGGGUUCUGUCCUUCAGUAUAGCUGUGGUUAACAAAGUGGAAAUCGGCCUGGAUCAGUCUCUAUCAAUGCCUGAUGACUCCUAUGUGCUGCAGUACUUUAAAUCCCUUGGUGAAUACCUGCACACAGGCCCUCCUGUAUAUUUUGUGAUUGAAGAGGGUCAUGACUACACUACAAAUGAAGGACAAGCUAUGGUGUGUGGCGGAGCUGGAUGUAACAACAAUUCCUUGGUACAACAGAUCUUUAGUGCAGCAGAGCUGGCUAACUAUACCAAAAUUGGUUAUGCUCCUUCCUCCUGGCUUGACGACUACUUUGAUUGGGUGAAGCCCCAGUCUACCUGCUGCCGGACCUACAAUACCACAGAGCAGUUCUGUAAUGCAUCAGUUGUUGACCCUUCCUGCGUACGUUGUCGGCCAUACACCCCUGAAGGAAAGAAGAAGCCUGUGGGAGAAGAAUUUAUGAAAUUCUUACCUAUGUUCCUUUCUGAUAACCCAAACCUCAAGUGUGGAAAAGGAGGCCAUGCAGCAUACAGCUCUGCUGUGGAUCUCUUAAAUAAUGACACCAAAGUGGGGGCCACCUAUUUCAUGACUUAUCACACAAUCUUAAAAAACUCUUCUGACUUUAUUGAUGCCCUGAGGAAAGCACGAGUUGUAGCAAAGAACAUCACGGCUACCAUGGAUACUCCAGAAAAGAGUUACAGAGUAUUUCCUUACAGUGUGUUCUACGUGUUUUAUGAGCAGUAUUUAACCAUUGUGGAUGACACCGUUUUCAAUCUUUGCGUGUCAUUGGCAGCCAUUUUAUUGGUGACGGUGAUCCUGCUGGGCUUUGAAAUGUGGUCUGCAGUUCUCAUGAGCGUAACAAUUUCUAUGAUCGUUGUCAACAUGUUUGGUGUAAUGUGGCUGUGGAACAUCAGUUUAAACGCAGUUUCUCUUGUCAACUUAGUCAUGACGUGUGGUAUUUCUGUGGAGUUUUGCAGCCACGUGACCAGAGCAUUUUCAGUCAGCACAAAGGGAAGUAGGGUGCAACGUGCAGAGGAUGCCUUGGCUCAUAUGGGGAGUUCAGUUUUCAGUGGGAUCACACUCACAAAGUUUGCUGGCAUAGUUGUCUUAGCUUUUUCCAAGUCUCAGAUUUUCAAGAUCUUUUACUUCAGGAUGUACGUAGCUAUGGUGCUUCUUGGUGCUGCUCACGGCUUAAUAUUUCUGCCAGUUCUUCUUAGUUAUAUAGGACCUCAAGUGAAUAAAGCCAAGGCACAAGCUGCACGAGAGAGAAGCCGGGGCACAGAACAGGAGAGACUUCUAAACCACUAGUACUCCAGACAACAUACAGAGCGUGUAUUGCAUGGGGGACACAUAACUGAGAUACUGCAGUACACUCACAGUGGCCAUCGAUAUUCGCUGCAUUGGUCAAGCUCAGGAAGUGUUUGCUCUGAUUCUUCAAGGAAGCAGUGUUAACAAAUGUUUAAACUUUUUUUGUUGUUGUAUAUAGAAGUUACAUUUUCUAGAGAAAAGGUUUGUACUAAACAUUUUCCAUAUAUUGUUUAAUUUAUGGGAAUACCAGAUUUACGUGUAUUUUAUAAAUGCCAAAUCAAUGCAAGUUUUGCAGCUACUUUAUUUUUGAAAGGGCAAAUGUUGUUCAUGAUAGAUGCAAAUAUAUUUUAGUAAUUUGCUAAAACCUUAAUUUUUGUAGAGCCCACACAUUUUUACAAUUCAAAGCAGGAGCUGCAUAGACUUUAUUAACAUAAUAAAUACACUAUACAGUUUUGUAUGAAGAACAUCAGGAAGCUGAAGGUUUCAACAGAGCGUUUUCACCAAAUAUCUGCUUGAAGGAAAUCACGUGCUCUUCACAGUGUUCACCUGAUCAGAAGAAGAAGCAAGAGAGUCAAACAGAUGGACUUACAAUAACCAGUGUGUGGUAGUGAGCUUCAGCAGAAUUAUGUGGACAAGAUAUGUUUUUACUGGAACUGAUAAAGGAUUAAUACAUUUAUCGCCACAUGUGUUUUUUCCCUUUCUCAAUUUUAAACUGAUGAUAAACUAGACUGAAAAUGAAUUAAAA